AUGUGUCGUGCAUCACGAAUCACCACAAUCUCCGCACUAGGGAUGUACCUCAUUCGGUCCACUUUCGCUCUAAUCUGCCCGAUUCCGUCCAGUGGAGGUGUACCGGUUCGCAACAAAACCUGUCCCGAUUUCAAGGCUGACCCAUCGUUUAUCUAUUGUUGCACAUCGAAACUACCUCCAACUAGCGGUAUUUACAGAGAGAAACACGGGGUUUUUUGUUGUUCUUUAGCGGAUUUUGAGAAGGAACGACAGGAAAUCGCCGACGAAGAGUUCCAUAAUUUUAUUAAACAGUAUUUGGCGGUGAUCAUCAUCUGUUCAUUGUUGGCAAUCGGUCUUACGCUCACGGCCACUUCGUUGCUAUGUAAACGGAUGAGGAAAUGUCCGUUGUAUAGGGAUAAUUCUAUGCUCACUCACUCAGUGCAGGCAGCGACGAUGUACCGACCGGUUGACACGAUACCGCCGAAGGUUUAUGAGGCACCACCACCGUACGAAUGUUUCGUGCCGCCGCCACCGGAUCAAGCCCGGAACGAUUGGAAUUGUAUAGUUGAGAACGAAGUGAACGGUUCCCGGAAUUUAGCACCAUUCACGUGA
Necator americanus (New World hookworm) is the source of this 591-nucleotide messenger RNA. RefSeq lists its product as uncharacterized. The record is from RefSeq and is a predicted model, not a curated record. The transcript is spliced from 5 exons. The coding region runs from base 1 to 591 and encodes 196 amino acids. NCBI's taxonomy places the organism in Eukaryota, Metazoa, Nematoda, Chromadorea, Rhabditida, Ancylostomatidae.